AUGUAGACAGUAAUGUAUAUCCCAGCUCCCCUAUACUCCAUUAUAGUGAUAUGACAUGUAUACAGUACUUACUCCUAGUCCCUCCAAGUCCCCCGCGGCCGUGGAGAGGGUGUCUCUCCUGCACCUGUCCCCUCAGCGGCGGUGCCGCAGAAACCGGAAACCAGAAGUUGUAAACCGGAACUCAGCUUCACAAUGAGGCUUGGAGCGCAGCUCGCCGCUCGCCACAGAGGAAUUUCUCCUCGCAUUUGGCGAGCAGACGAGUGUCUUUUUCAAGCCAU
Molecule: messenger RNA, 278 nt
Organism: Staurois parvus
Lineage: Eukaryota; Metazoa; Chordata; Amphibia; Anura; Ranidae
Source: the annotation of a GenBank genome assembly